Gadus chalcogrammus (walleye pollock) is the source of this 6135-nucleotide messenger RNA. RefSeq names its product bromodomain adjacent to zinc finger domain, 2Ba (gene baz2ba). The transcript is spliced from 21 exons. Lineage: Eukaryota; Metazoa; Chordata; Actinopteri; Gadiformes; Gadidae. The record is from RefSeq and is a predicted model, not a curated record. Bases 63 to 4238 code for a protein of 1391 amino acids. Gene Ontology annotation, molecular function: protein binding.
UACAUUUUUUCACCCCUCAGGCGAAACGCAGGAAGAAGGAAGAAGUAGCCAACGCCAAAAUAAUGGAGGCGGAGAAACGAAUCAAGGAGAAGGAGAUGAGGAGACAACAAGCCGAGAUCCUUAAACACCAGGAGUUGGAGAGGCAUAGACUAGAUAUGGAGAGGGAGAGGAGGAGGCAGCACCUGAUGCUGCUGAAGGCUGUGGAGGCCCGCAAGAAGGCAGAGGACCGUGAGCGGCUGCGCCAGGAGAAGCGUGACGAGAAGCGUCUGAACAAGGAGCGCAAGAUGGAGCAGCGGCGCUUGGAGCUGGAGCUGCUCCGGGAGCUCAAGAAGCCCAACGAGGACAUGUGUCUCUCUGACCAAAAGCCCCUCCCAGAGUUCUGCCGCAUCCCGGGCCUGAUCCUGCCGGGCCAGGCCGUGGCCCGCUGCCUGAUGCUGAUGCAGUUCCUGCGGGGCUUCGGCAAGGUGCUGGGCCUGGACGUCAGCGCCGACGUGCCCACGCUGGGCAUGCUGCAGGAGGGCCUGCUCAACGUGGGCGACAGCAUGGGCCAGGUGCAGGACCUCCUGGUGCGGCUGCUGUCGCUGGCCGUGUGCGACCCCGGCCUGCCCCCCGGGCACAAGACCAAGACCAUGCUGGGGGACCACCUGACCAACGUGGGCAUCAACAGGGACAACGUGUCCGAGGUGCUCCAGAUGUACAUGGGGGCCCACUGUGCCCACACAGAGCUAGCCCCCCUGGCCCUCAGCCUGAAGACCAAGGCCUUCCAGGCCCACACGCCCUCCCAGAAGGCCUCCAUCCUGGGCUUCCUGGCCAACGAGCUGGCCUGUAGCAAGGUGGUGAUCAGUGAGAUCGACAAGAACCUCGACCAGAUGGCCAACAUGAGGAAGGACAAGAUCAUCAUGGAGGGAAAGCUCAAGAAGUUGAGGGCCGUGCACGCCAAGCGCACGGGGAGGAGAGACGCCAUGGCGGGCCCGGAGGACAACCAGUCGCUGGGAACGCCGUCCUCGGCGCUGAAACGCAAGCGGAAGGCGGGGGGGGACAGCGAGGAGGAGGAGGAGGAGGAGGAGGACAGCGACGAGCCAGCCGAGGACGACGAGGAAGAGGAGGAAGAGGAAAUCAAGAAGGCGAAGAAGAUUGAAAUAGUUUGUGAAGAGGACGAAGGGGACCAAUCCACCAGCAUAGAGGAACUCGAGAAACAGAUCGACAAACAAGCCAAACAACACCACCAGAUCAGGAGGAAGCUGUUCGAGGCGUCCCAUUCGCUGCGCUCCACGAUGUAUGGUCAGGACCGCUUCCGCCGGCGCUACUGGGUCCUGCCCCACUGCGGGGGGGUCUUCAUCGAGGCCAUGGAGAGCGGAGAAGGCCCAGAGGAGCUGGAGGAGGAGAACCAGAGGAGGCAGAGGGCGGCAGAGGAGACCACCGUCAAGGAGGAGCCCCAGGAGAUGGAGGUGCAAGACGAGGCGGACCUCCUGAAGGAGCAGCCCGCCGUCGCCGUCGCCGUCGCCGUCGCCUCCGCCGAGGAGCCUCAGAAGGAGGAGUCGAAGGAACACGAGGAGGACGAGGACGAAGAGGAGGAGGAGGAGGAGGAGGAGGAGGAGGAGGAGGAGGAGCAGAAAGGGUCUCCGGGCCCCUUCGCCGUGCUGGACACUCCCAAGAGGGAGGAGGAGGAGGAGGAUCAGGAGGAGGAGGAGGAGAGAUGUCUGCUCCACAGACACAAUGGCAGCCCUCUGGCCAUAGUGAUGCCCUCCUCGCCCCCCCGCGAUAGCCCCCCUCCGCCACCCGCGACCCCAGACGACAGCCCGCUGGGCCUGCCCCUGAUCUCUCAGGCUGGGGGCUCAGGGUUGGGGUCUGGGUUUGGGUCAGGGUUCAUGUCCGGGUCAGGGUUAGGGUUAGGGUUAGGUUUGCCCCCAGGGUUUGGAUCCGGGUUGAUGUUAGGAUCGGGGCUGGUGUCAGGGUUAGGAUCCGGGUUAGGUUCAGGUUUAGGAUCGGGAUUAGUGUUCCCCCCGGACCUCCAGGGCUUGGGGGAGACCCUCCAGGGCAUGGGGGAGAGCCUCCCGGUGUCGGGCUCGCCCGGCCCCCCGCCCGGCCUCGCCCUGCAGGCCAACGACCAGCUCCUCCGGGUGCUGACGGAGCGGAGUGGCCACUGGUUCAGCCUGCUGCCCCGCGCGCCCUGCGACCUGUCCUCCCUCGUCACGCCUCCGCCGGGGGCGUCCCGCGUCUCCCCCGUCUCCACCUCCACGCCCGCCCGCCCGCCGCGCUCCCCCCCCGCCUCCCCCGCGCUGCCCCUCACGCCCUCGGCGGCGUCCGCCUCCGCCAGCCCCCUCCACCACGCCGCCGGCGGGCUGCUCGGCUACCCGCUCUCUGCCCUGCAGAUGAAGUCAGGUGGUUCCCUGCUGGGCCUCCCAUUGGCCGGCUGGCCCAGCAGCCUGCUGAGCCCCGGCCUACCGUUGUGCAGCAGCCCCCUACAGGGCCAGUCCCUGGAGGGCAACAUGACCGCCAGCGUGUCCAGCAAGAGCGACUCCCCCCUGCACCACGCCGACAAGACCCCCUCGGUGCCCUCCCCCGCCCUGGAGAUGCCCAAGAGCCUGGACCACCCAUGCCCACAACCCAUCCCCGACGACAUGCUGACGGGCUGGUGGAGGGUGAGGGACGUGGAGCAGUUGCGGGGCCUGGUCACGGCGCUCCACAGCCGGGGCAUCAGGGAGAAGGGGCUCCACAGACAGAUGCACAAGUACAUGGAGAUGGUCCCGCAGGUCUGCACCAAGCACAGAGACGUGGCCAUGAUCGAGCUGCGGGAGCUGGAGGAGAGCCAGGUGAGCGUGGAGUCGGUGCGGGGCUGGUGCGUGGAGGAGCAGGCCAUGGAGAUGGACAUCGCCGUGCUGCAGCAGGUGGAGGAGCUGGAGAGGAAGGUGACCUCCGCCAGCCUGCAGGUCAAGGGCUGGACGUACACGGACCCCCAGUCCGAGCGCGAGGACCUGGUCUACUACGAGCACAAGCCCCUCCCCAAGCCGGGCCUCGCGGCCGAGGGGGAGGACAUCCAGCAGCAGCGGGCCGAGAGGGGUCACCCGGGGGUCACGCGUCACCCUGACAACCCGCUGGACUUAGCGGUGACGCGCCUGACCGAGCUGGAGCGCAACAUCGAGAGAAGGUACCUGCGGAGCCCGCUAGGGACCACCGUUCAGAUCAGACUGGAUAAUGUGGGUACGGUCACUGUCCCCGCUCCCGCCCCGUCCACUAGUGCUGACCGGGAAGGGGGUGAGGAAGAGGUGGCCCAUGGGAUGAAGGUGUGGAGGAAGGCUCUGCUGGAGGUGAGGAGUGCCGCCCAACUCGCUAUGUGCCUCCAGCAGCUCCAGAAGUCCAUCGCCUGGGAGAGGUCCAUCAUGAAAGUGUACUGUCAGCUGUGCAGGAAGGGGGACAACGAGGACCUUCUGCUUCUGUGUGACGGCUGUGAUAAAGGCUGCCACACUUACUGCCAUAAACCCAAGAUCACCUGCAUCCCCGAGGGAGACUGGUACUGCCCGGCCUGCAUAUCCAAGGCGAGUGGGCCGAUUCCCAAGAACAAGAAGCCCCCCUGCAGACUCCCGCCAGCAUCCAGCCUAGGGGGAGCGGGAGGAGCGGCGGGGGGAGGAGGAGGAGGAGGAGCAGCGGGAGGAGGAGCAGCUGCAGGAGGAGGAGGAGGAGGAGGCAGCGCUAAAAAGGGAGGAGCGGAAGUGAAGAAGAACGGCAAGCAGGCCGGUGCCGGGGAGGCGUCGGAGGAGGACUCAGCCAGCGCCGGCGGCACGCCCAAGAAAGGCGCCAAGGACGCCAGCAAGAAGAGGAAAGCGGAGGAGAGCUCCCCAGCACCACCGCCGCCACCGCCAGCCAAUCAGGAGAGCCCGGUGUGCGUGAAGCGAGCCAAGACGGCCCGGGACAACAACCGGGACCUGGGACUGUGCAGAGUGCUUCUGGCCGAGCUAGAGCGGCACCAGGACGCCUGGCCUUUCCUCACACCUGUCAACCUCAAGUCGGUGCCAGGCUACAGGAAGGUCAUCAAGAAGCCCAUGGACUUCUCCACUAUCAGGGAGAAGCUUGUCAGCAGCCAAUAUCAAAACUUGGAGACGUUCAUCAUCGACGUCAACCUGGUGUAUGAUAACUGUGAAAAGUACAACGAAGACAACUCAGACAUCGGACGCGCCGGCCACAACAUGAGGAAGUUCUUUGAGAAGCGCUGGACUGAGCUUCUGAAACAAACCAACUAGGACUCAGGCUUCCCAGCGUUUCCCCUCCCCCUUCCCUCGGUUCCUUGGCGAGCAAACACAUAUUUUUCCUCUCCAGCGAAGGCCGCGAAUGGAGUGAGCAACGUAGAACUCAAACCCUCUGGGCUGCGGAGAGGAGGGAGAGUAGGGAGAGAGAGAGGGAGGGAGAGGAGGCCAUCGUGACAGGAGGUUUCUGUAGGAGGGUGUGAGGCUGGGGUUGAGCUACAACAGGGAACAAACCCCCCCCCCCGAGAGUCCCAGGGAACCCGGCAUGUCAUUGUGCAAUACCACUUCCUGUCUCCGGAAUGCUGCACUGAAGCAACCCUCCAGUACACUGACCCUGUCCCCCCCCCCCGCGAUAGACCGAAAAUACGUUCCACUACUUGUAAAUAGCCGUUUGUUUUUUUAUUUAAUCGUAUUAUAGUGAAUGUAUUUAAUUUUGUAAUACUUAUUUAUGAAUCAAGGUCCACUUCAUUUUCUAUGAAAAGGAAGAAUCAGCUAAACGGCUUUGAGUUGAUGGCAAGAAGAGGAAAUGGAAUGUGUGUUUGUGUCUUUAAUUUUCACCCAAAUACGAAACUAAGCCAAGAAAAAAAAAAAAAGAAAUAAAAACCAACCUGUUUACACUGUCGCGUGCGCCGAAGCACCGGGAAAAAAAAACUACAACUGUAUUUGUUUUGUUCAAACUGUAAAACUGCAUUUAUUCACAGGCAAAUGGUCAUUCAUGUGUAUAUACUGUUUAUUAUUGUCAAUAUUACGUCUUGUUUGGAACAAUGUGUAAAAAAUUGUUUAAGAAUAUUAAGAUAUUGUUUAUGCCUUAGAAUGAUUGUAGCAUUCUAUUUUAGUGAACGUGUUGGAAACCCUUAUGAUGGAUAUUGUUUGUACAGUAAACACAUACCCUCUGCAGACACUGUGCUCUUCUUAAUAUUGGUAGUGCCUACCCUCUCAACAGGGGCAUGUAGGGGAUAAUAUCGUUAUUUUUGUUAUCAUUUUAAUAUUUUAUUUCUAUGACUUCUAUUUUUAUUUCUGUUUUUAUUUUUUUAUGUAUGAUUUCCGAUCCAACAUGGCCGCCUCCAAAGUCAGACGGCGACACAGUCUUCAUUCCUUCCUCCCCGCACCAUUGCAUUAAAAAUAGAGAGAAUAUUCCGGAAAAAACCUGGCGAGCUUCUUGCGUAUAGGCUCCGCCCGCCGCCUACCCGCCCCCCCUCCCCACCACUCUAAAGGGGACCCCUGGGGCCAUUCGUAACCACUGUGUUGAAUCUUGCUGUGUGUUGUGGCCUGAUGGAGGCAGCUAGAGUUUUUUUAUGUACCCGAGUCGAGAGUACUUGAAGUAACUUUAUUUAAAGAUAUUGUGGAAUAAAAGUAUCAUUCUUUUGUAGGAGCUUUAUUUUUCACUAGUGUGUGGCACGGACCUAUUAAAGGAUGUUUUUCAACCUAAAUGACCUCCGCUGGUUUUUAUUACAUGUUUCUUGUUUUCCCGGUUCAUGGAAAGGAGAAGUGUCAAGCACAAUUACAGUUACAAUACCUCAAAGCAAUACUAGGCCUACUAAAUAAUAGGCCAACGGUGCUAUGGGUUGAGUCAGAUUUCACAUGAUAGUUUCCUAUAUAUUGGUGUAGUGUCAGAUUGAGGAUAACAUAUCAAUUAUGAUAUUGUGUAUAAAAUGAGACAAUAUUACAAAUAUAUUGCAUUAAAUAUAUUGUUGACGGAGGUGGAUCACAUAUUCCAAGACCAUGUUUAUGUUGUUUUAUUCAUUUGAACAGUGAACAGGCUAAUACAAUCCACAACAUACAAUAUAUUAAGAAAAUAGCACUUAACAACUAAGUCGUAAUAUUUUUUAAGGUAGGCUAUAACAUAUCUUGCACUGUAAAUAUCUCACACAAAGAAUCCAUCAAUCAAUACUUU